AUGCUGUAUCUCGUUGGUCUAGGUCUCUCCGAUGAGACUGACAUCACCGUUAAAGGGCUCGAAAUUGUCAAAAGGGCAUCAAGAGUCUACCUGGAAGCUUACACAAGUGUCCUACUUGUAGACCAAUCUGUGUUGGAGGGCUACUAUGGACGUUCAAUUACGAUAGCUGACCGUGAGAUGGUCGAGUCCAAUAGUGAUGAGAUUCUGCGCGACGCCCAAACCCAAGACGUCGCUUUCUGUGUUGUGGGGGACCCAUUCGGCGCCACUACGCAUACAGAUUUGGUGAUGAGGGCUAGAGAAUUAUCCAUCCCGGUUCGAACAGUUCCGAACGCCUCUAUUAUGUCGGGAAUCGGCGCGUGCGGACUACAGCUAUACAAUUUCGGUCAAACAGUCUCCAUGGUCUUCUUUACAGAUUCGUGGAAGCCGGCCUCGUUUUACGAUCGGAUCAAGGAGAAUCGCCACAUUGGCCUGCACACAUUGGUGCUGGUGGAUAUCAAAGUCAAGGAGCAGAGCUUGGAGAACAUGGCCAGAGGACGGCUUGUCUAUGAACCACCUCGGUACAUGAGCGCCGGUCAGUGCGCACAGCAAAUGCUCGAAAUCGAAGAACAAAGACAGGAAGGUGUCUACGGUCGAGAUAGCCUGGCCAUCGGCGCAGCACGAGUCGGUGGCAAGACGGAGAAGUUUGUUGCAGGUACUCUAGAAGACCUUUGCUCAGCCGACGAUGAGCUGGGACCGCCUCUGCACAGUCUAGUCCUGCUAGGCAGGAGAACACAUGAGCUCGAGCAUGAUUUCGUCCGCGACUUUGCGGUGGAUAAGGCAAAAUGGGACAGAAUCUGGAAGGAAUCUUAUGGGAAGCAGCUGUAG
Molecule: messenger RNA, 864 nt
Organism: Ustilaginoidea virens
Lineage: Eukaryota; Fungi; Ascomycota; Sordariomycetes; Hypocreales; Clavicipitaceae
Exons: 3
Coding region: 1-864 (287 amino acids)
Biological process (GO): protein histidyl modification to diphthamide
Molecular function (GO): diphthine synthase activity
Source: RefSeq, a predicted model, not a curated record